Messenger RNA from Archocentrus centrarchus (flier cichlid), 3136 nucleotides. It is a transcript of the gene cep78, whose product is annotated as centrosomal protein 78. The coding region runs from base 148 to 2532 and encodes 794 amino acids. Gene Ontology annotation, cellular component: centrosome; ciliary basal body. Gene Ontology annotation, molecular function: protein binding. NCBI's taxonomy places the organism in Eukaryota, Metazoa, Chordata, Actinopteri, Cichliformes, Cichlidae. The record is from RefSeq and is a predicted model, not a curated record. Gene Ontology annotation, biological process: cilium organization. The transcript is spliced from 16 exons.
GUGGGCGUGGCUUUGCUGGCACUACAGCGCCACUUUUGAGCGCUUGUCUAUGUUGUCAACAAUAACAGACCACUGAAGUUCUUAAGCAACUAGGAGGAAAAGCCAUACAUCAGUACCACGACGGCAUAGUGUUCCGUUAGAUCAAAGAUGGUUCAGGACAGUGCUCAAAUUCGGCAGCAGGGUGCUCAGGACUUUAUGGCAUACUAUGAGUUUUCCUGUGCGAGACAGGAAUCUGUCCCCCUCCCUGCUGUUAAGAUGAACCUUGACAAAGGGAUGCUGGAUUUUAAUGGAGACAAACUCAAACUAACAGACUGGCUACCUGUUCUCAGCUCUAUAUCCAUUAACAAACACUUGCACCACAUAGCAAUAAGUAGCACAUACCAGGCUAGUUUGGCUUCUGGAGAUGCAGGUAGAAGGUAUCUUAAGUCUAGCUUCAGGAGGAAGAUCCCCGCCAUUCGCUCCAAGGAUAUGACAUUAAAGCUGUGCAAGGCCCUCAGAGAGUGUCUCACUGUCUCGCCCAACCUCAAGACGCUGCAGCUCAAUGGACUUCCACUAAGAGAAAGGGACCUCAUCGCCCUGACAAAGGGUUUAGCAAAAAGCGCCUCCUUGGAAAACCUAUCUCUGGCUAACUGUCCAAUCAGUGAUGAGGGCUUAGAGGUCAUUUGCCAAAGUGUUAAGUAUUCUACUAAUAUCAGGACAGUGGAUUUUAGCGGAUGUAGUCUAACCUGGAGGGGGGCGGAGCACAUGGCCAAUAUAAUCAAGCAUCAGGGAAUGCAAAGGCAUGGUACAGCGUGGGCAGAGUCUCUGAGGUAUCGACAGCCACAGUUUGAGGGAAUGGGAGGUCUCCGCCGUGUCACACUUAACUGUAACACUUUGAUUGGGGACCGGGGUGCUGCUGCUCUUGCACAUGAACUUGCCGAGGACCUCUGGCUUAAAGCUGUGGACCUGCAGAGAUGUGGUCUGUCCAAUGAAGGCGCUCGUCGUUUGCUAGAAGCCUUAAAAACAAAUUCUUCUUUGUGUGUGCUGGAUAUCCGUGGUAACCCUUUAGUUGAUAAAGUCCUAAUUAAAACUAUAAUAGAGAAAGUACUAAUGAAUGCUGAUGGACAGUCACCAGUGUACUGCUGGAUCAAGCCUGCAGCCACAGAACCACAGAAAGCAUCUUCUCCAAGGAGGCGAGCAUUAUCCAGUACAGUCAAAGGGAAAGCUGCAUUUAGAAUAGCCACUCAGAAAGGAACAUCUGGAGGACGGAGUUCAGGUGCUGCUCAGAAACUGAAGCCUUCGCGCGCUUCCCACGUGCCUUGGCGUGCUGCUGCACGAGCUGGACGACAAAGAGGUCUGCCUCCUGGAGUUACUGUGUCAGACCAUAGUUUUCAGGGUGCAGCUACGGUAAAGGUAACAAUGGAGUCAGAUUCAGAGACAGAGGAGGAUAACGAAGAGGAAGAAGUAGUGGUGGAAGUGGAGCAGAGACCGUCUUCUCUUGAUCUUCAGGACAGGAUCCCUGUGCGGCAGUUUGAACGGAUGCAGAUGGAGCUAAAAGAGUGUCGGAUGAGGCUGGCAGAAGAGCGGCGAGCCAGACUCAAGUCUGAGUCAAGGCUCAUGGAGUAUGAGCUGGAGAAUGCUCGACUUCGAGAUGCCAACCAGUCCCUGUCAGAGGCACUUGCAGCCACUGGCUCUGCAUUAGCACCACCUGCUUCCAGUGCUCUUGAAGAUGAGGCAAUUCUGGAAAGUAUUGAGACGUCAUUCACUAAGUUCCACGCGUUCCUGGAUCUGCUCAAGGACGCCGGUUUAGGUCAGCUAGCUUCAAUGGCUGGAAUUGACAAGUCAGAUUUUCACCCUCUGGGAAGACCUCAACUCUCCUCCACAAUAGAACCACGUUUGCAUGGUGCCGCAUCACUGUAUGGAAGUGAUUACGGGAUCGAUGCUGCGUCUUUGGUAGGCAGUGCCCCUCCUGCUGCCCCUUUUGGAUUGUCUGACACCAACUCGCUCAAGCCUUCAUCUCCUCUCAGAGCAGCCUUUCAUGAAGAAAGGCCUCUUGAUGAAAAUUUCAGUAGGGCUUCAGGACCGGCAGCAAGUCCCGUUGUGGAUGUAGAAGAAGAACCUAAUAAAUUUUCAAAGCCUGACACCCAGCACUACUCAGGCUCUGAGAAGAGUUUCCGAAGUCAAAGGUCCUAUGAUAAUAUUUCCUUUGGCAAAACUUUCCAGACUCAGCAAAGCCAUCCCAGGAGCAACAGCAACUCUCACAGAAACAACAGUUCCCAUGGAUACAGCUUCAACAACAGCUACGCUUACAACCGUGCUUCCCAUAGCAAUGGGUCUCAUGGUGGUUCGUCUGUAUGUGUUAGUGACAUUAUAAGUGACAAAGAGUCUGUGGGAUCAGUAGGGUCAAGGAACAAGGGAAGUGGAAGGCUAGCGACAAUAGGUCAGUCAGGAUCAGAAGGGUCAGAGAGGAAAGCGAGUCCUAGGAGGGACGCUCUAGAGCAGGUCAGAUCUCUGGAGAGCCUGGGGGUUCAGUCAGAUAACGACUCCUUCUAACCGGCUGAUCGAAAGCUUUGUCCCUGUGUGUAAGUGGCUUUUACUCAAAGUUGUCUUAGAUUUUCAGUCCAAAUUAUUUCAGUUUAGGGAGAAAGCUAGUCCUUUAAAAAAAAUGUUGGAUUUAAACCAAAAGUGACAGCAGGAAGUUUUGAAAUUGACAUAUUACUUAGUGAUGGUCAAAAAGUGAAAUUUAUAUUUUUGUAUUUAGAUUUUAGAUUUACUAUUUUAUUUUCCUUUUUCAUAAAGCGUGGGGGAUCUGCAGUACAGUUUAAUUCAGUGUGAUAUCUUCAAAUUUCAGUUUAAAUCUGCUGAGCAGGUUUAUCCCAGUAUAAUGCUGAUUCAUGUAGUGAUGUGUCAAAUGUUAGGAAGAUUAAUGUAUCAAGGUUAUUUCAUGGGCGCUUUAAGCAACGUGUCACUCCUCAUUUCAUGUGUCUUACUCAUUAGUGGGUUUAGACAUCAAAGUUCUCUUUAAAGAUGUGUAAUAUUUUUUAUAUGUAUUUAGCCUUUUUUUAAGGCUUUGUGAUUAUAAUUGUAUCAUUUGAGGUUUCUGUUAUAUUCUGGUUUUAAAUGUACUUUUUAUAAUAAAUAUGCAAUUUAACACCCA